Mercenaria mercenaria is the source of this 2202-nucleotide messenger RNA. RefSeq names its product glycine N-acyltransferase-like protein 3. The record is from RefSeq and is a predicted model, not a curated record. Bases 643 to 1704 code for a protein of 353 amino acids. Gene Ontology annotation, cellular component: mitochondrion. Gene Ontology annotation, molecular function: glycine N-acyltransferase activity. Lineage: Eukaryota; Metazoa; Mollusca; Bivalvia; Venerida; Veneridae. The transcript has 5 exons.
UCUUUGAACAUGUAAAUUUUCCGACGUCUAUACGACUGUCCGUACCGCAGGUACACGACAGUGAUAGUUUCACCGACUUAUAAUAUGUCGGUCACGAUUGUACAAGUGUCGAUAAGGUGAACACAUGUACAAUCGAUAACGCUGAACACUAAAUUGUUAAACAUGGACUGAAGUUAUUAAAAGCUACGUUUAUGUUUUUCAAAGAUCAAGGAAUAACAUUAAAUGAAUUACUUUCAAAUUGAACAUAUCUGGAAGAUUUAUAGAAGAGUACAGUAUAUCAGGCGUACCCCACCUGUAUUCCAGGUAGACUCGUCCUAAAAGGUAAAUAAAGAAUUAACCAAUCACGUCCUAUCAUGUCAUUCUCUAUUCACGUGCUUGUCUACCAAAAUACACACUAUAACGUACGAUAUCUUCACUUAUCCAAUAAACAGAAAUGCAUGAUAAAUAAAAUCGGUGAAUGGAGAAUCGAAAUUGAUUUUCAUUAUUGAACGUCUCUGCAUUGAAACACAUCAUCUAUAUUACAGACGUUCCUGAACUGCUGUAACAGUAAAAUCGGAUACGAAGUGAAAAUCGGAUAUAGAAGAUAUAAAGUAGAACAUAAAUAUAAACUGGACCGAAAAUAGAUAUAGGACUUAAAAAGGAAUGAUAUACAAGACACUAACGCACGAUGAGGUUGAAGCGUUGAAGAGAGAACUUGAAAACCGUCUUCCAGGAACGGCUAAGAUUUUCUAUGUUAUACGUAGUUUCCUUGCGGGACUGUUACCUGGGAAGGAGGUGAUUGUGGACAGCUGGCCGGAGUGGUCAUCGGUUGUAGUGAGAACAUGCUCAGAGGAAAAGGCGCAGCCAUUUUUCCGACAUACUUAUAUGUGUCACGCGCGAAGCACGAGCGCCCUCAAGUACUUCCUGCAGAGGCCGGACGUUGUCAACUGGAGAAAACCGGCAACUUUUACAGGUGUACCACGUGACGUCGCUCCUGUAAUUUCUGCUAUGUGUAACAAACAUAUGGGGCGUAUCACCACACUCGAACCCAGGUUCAUGUAUGCUUGGACAAAACAAGAGCUACCCACUGAACAACCGAUACCGGUGGGUCUGCAUCUCGGUAAACUUCAUCCCGAGGAUGCCGUUACGUUACGCUGUGACUGGGAGGGAUGCCGUUACCGUGACGAUCUCGAGGGCUACUUUCGAACUGUUAUAGAACAUUAUGAGAGCAGUUGCCUUCGUGAUGACAAUGGCGAUCUUCUGGCAUACGCGUGCAUGCAGUUCAAUGGUUCGAUUGCUAUGUUGUAUGUUAAACCUGAACAUCGUGAUAAAGAGUACUUUAAAAUCGUGCUGUCUGAUCUGGCACGUAAUCGUUUAAGUAAAAAAGAGGUGGCCUACGGAUUUAUACCAACAAAUGACUCGGAAUUGGUUGAUCAAAUGCGGGCGAUGGAUUUUGUGUGGGUACCAAGAGGAGAUAUGGUAUGGAUGAGCUACGAGCCCCUAAGGAUCAACCGUUCUAAUUCCCCCGACGCCAUGCAAGCAACAAGUCAAAAUACAACGGAUGACGACAAAGCCAAGUCCCUGGAUUGCGUUUGUUCCGAUAUGGCAAAAUUCUCAAAAACAUUCGAGAACUGUCGGUAUGCGUGUAAUGCCGAGAGCCAGAAUCCACGUGCCAAAAAUAACACUCAGUCGGAAAUGUCGACGCUGGUUCCACAAACGUCUUGACGUGAUGACGUCAUAGAUACAACAUGGGUUGAACUCCGGGUCCAAGCUUAAUCAAAACUGCUUCAAAAAGCUGAUCGGCUGCUAUUGCCUUUUUGGAUACGGUUUAAAUGAGGGAUGUUUUGAAAAAGGGGUAGUGCUUGCUUUUUUUACACUUUUAUUUCUCACAGACAUUUUCAGCAAUAUUGUUCAAGUUGCUGUUUCCUUGAUUAGUAAUAGAGCCCUUAUAAACUUGGAUUCACGUCAAAAUUCCGCACUAAAGGCAUAUUUUCUUACAGGUUUAGUUACUAAAUUUGAGACACAUGACAAAAGCAUUUAGAAAACUAGUUCAGAAAAAGAAUUUGCUGUCUUUUAUUUCAUCUUAGCUGUAGUGCACGUGUUUUCAAAGAAUUAGUGCAUAAACGUUGUUCUCUGCAACAAACAGCAUUAAUAUUAGAAAAUUUACACAUGCGUUGGCGUUUUAGGCCAUGCCUUUUUUAGCUCGACUAUUCGAAGAAUAGU